Molecule: messenger RNA, 3238 nt
Organism: Athalia rosae (coleseed sawfly)
Lineage: Eukaryota; Metazoa; Arthropoda; Insecta; Hymenoptera; Athaliidae
Product: pancreatic triacylglycerol lipase-like
Exons: 10
Coding region: 480-2186 (568 amino acids)
Biological process (GO): lipid metabolic process
Molecular function (GO): triacylglycerol lipase activity
Source: RefSeq, a predicted model, not a curated record
CUCGAUACCUACGAAAGCAGUUCGCCUGCUCGCGUCUCUUCGGUCAGUCGGGAACGGUGCGCCAAAAAAAUUGAAAUUUAAGAAAACGAAAAACUAAAUUGAUUGGCGGAGAAAUUAAAAAAAAAUAAAAAAAAAAAAAAAAAUAAAUAAACAGGGGUUCCGAAACACCUCGAACGUUUCGAAUUUUUCGUGUCGAAUUUAUCGCACCGAUCGAACGCUGAAUUAUAUUUCCACGUUAUUGCGAGUGGUGAAGUUGGUUUAUUUUCAUUAUUUUUUUUUUUUUUUUUUCAUUCAACGAUCCUCGUUGAAGUUUACGAACGAGAUCGAAUAAUAAGGAACAUUUUCAUCUUUGAAACAUAUAAACCGGACACCACGACCUAAUUUUGGUCCGCUUGUAAGAAAAAAAAAAAGAAAGAAAGAAAAAAAAAAACUUGGUGGUGUUGUAACCAAGGGAUGAAUUGAGUCUUGACUGUGCAAAUAUGCGGAGGAUUUUUGCUGGUCAAAACAACGUUGAGAAAGACUCAAUGGGGUUCACGUCGACACUGGCUUUGGUGUUGUUCCUCGCACCCGUCGUUUGUCACGCUGGUAUUUUGGACCCCUGGCAAUGGGCGCGUAGCGAUCGAAUAGAAGUCAACAUCCCUUGGCUACCUUUUGAAAACGAGACAAGAUGUUACGAAGAACUGGGGUGCGUGAACAUCACAAGGAGCUGGUAUCACCUAAUCCACAGACCCUUCAAUGUUUUCCCCCUGCCGAGGGAAGUUAUCAACACUAGAUUCAUCCUGUACACGAAAUCAAAUCCGACAGAAGGCCAGGUUCUUAUAGUGGCUAAGGACAAGUCCAUUAAACGAUCUAACUUUGACCCGAAACGGGAGACCAAGUUCAUUAUCCACGGUUUCAUAGAUACGCCACUUAGUAAUUGGGUGAAGGAGAUGCGUAAUGAGUUGUUAAAACAUUCGGACUACAACGUGAUAAUUGUUGAUUGGGCAGGAGGAAGUCUUCCAUUGUACACUCAAGCGACUGCGAAUACGCGCCUGGUCGGCCUUGAAAUAGCUCAUCUUAUAACUCAUCUUAAGAAUAAUUACGGACUGGAUUUAAACAGCGUUCACAUAAUCGGUCACAGUCUCGGAGCCCAUACGGCGGGGUAUGCCGGCGAAAAAUUAUCAGGUCGUAUCAGCAGGAUUACAGGAUUGGAUCCUGCUGAACCAUACUUCCAAGGGAUGCCAAACCAUCUGCGUCUGGAUCCUUCGGACGCCCAACUCGUCGACGUUAUCCACACGGACGGGAAGAAUAUAUUCUUUCUAGGUAUCCCGGGGUACGGAAUGAGUCAGCCCUGCGGUCACCUAGAUUUUUAUCCUAAUAACGGAAAGGAGCAGCCAGGUUGCACGGAUUUGAGCGAAACGACGCCUUCUCUGCCGCUCACUUUAAUUCGUGAGGGACUUGAGGAAGCUUCGAGGGUUUUGGUUGCCUGUAACCACGUGCGUGCAAUUAAACUAUUUACGGAAAGCAUAAACUCCAAGUGUCAGUACGUCGCUCACGAAUGCGGAAGCUUCUCGAGUUUCAUGCGUGGCGAGUGUUUCUCCUGUAAAAGUAACAGCAGCGUCAGCUGUGCUGUGAUGGGUUAUCACGCCGACAAAAGCCCCGCUCUUCUGAGACACCAGAGUCAGGAUCAGGACGACACUACACCGCUCCUAGGAUCAAGAUUUUUCUUCACCACCGGCAAGGAAGAGCCAUAUUGCAGGAAACAUUAUAGGAUUACGAUCGACCUGGCGAGACCCCCCACAGCUGAAAGUUGGGUCCAGGGAUUUAUGAAGGCGACUUUGCACGCCGACAACGGUGUAAUUCGCAACAUGGAUCUCACCCCGGGAGGAUACAUGAAGCUCGAACAUGGUACCUCUGCGAGGAUGGUCGUUUCCCACAGUGGUGGUGCGAGUGGAGAUAUUGGAAAAAUUCGGCGCGUUGAACUCUCGUGGGAAUACGAUAUGGACGUAUUGCAGCCACGAUCCCUGUGCUUUUUCUGGUGCAAUGAUCGCCUUUACGUUAAUAGCGUCGCUGUUGACGUAAUGGAACUUCCUGGCAGAGGAAAAAGGGAGACAGACUUUUCAAGCAAGCUCUGCUCGGCGGGGAGGCAAGAGUACGCUGAGAUAGCGAGCAGAUCGAGCGCCUCGUUCGUUGACAAUUGCUCGUAGCUAUUUCGGGAAGAAGAAUGAUGUAAAAAAAAAUCCAAAUCAAGUCGAGCCACAGUCAAGUGAACAUGUCCCUGAUGAUAAGUCAAUUGGACUGAUCAGAUCCGCUGGCAGAUGGAUCUCAAAGUAUGUCUAGAGAAACAAAAACAAAAAAAAAAACGAUGACUAAAUAUAAUAUACCUGUAAGUAUAUUCCGAAUUAGCGCUCGUUUUCACCAGUAUUAAUGUGAUCAUGUUGUAGAUAAACUUCUAGUUUUUAUAAGUUUGUAAAGGUUGACAAAUAGGUGAUGAACCAUCGCUACAAUUUUGGGUGUAACCAGCUGUAGAUAUAUGUAUAUUGAAUUUUUUUUUUUUCGUAUCAGGUAUAACCGCGUAUGUAUAGUAAAUAUUACAUACCCAUUUCCAAGUUGCUGCGGUCUAUGUAUAUUAAUUAUGUAAAUACAUACAUGUAUACAUACCUACAUGAUUUUAUCAUCAAGCUCACUGAUAAAAUAUAUUAUACGUAUAUGUAUAUGAUCAUCCGCAUACAUACCUAAUAAUUGAGUAAGACGCAUCAAUGGCAUACGUGUUAUUAUUUUACACUUUACAGGUGCAUUUUACGUUACGUUACUUUGCGUUACGUUAUUGUAGUGCUUAAAAAUUAUAAUUAUCUAAGUUAAUCUUUGUGAUAUUGUGCUGUAAUAAUUUAAGGUACGCCGCUAUAGUAGGCGAAAAAUCCCAGAAUUGUGAAUAUAUAUUUUUUUCUAUCAUACUCCAAGGUAUAAUCUGCCACUUGCCCAAUGUACAUACAUAUAAUAUACACAUAUGUAUAUAUAUAUAUUAUAUACGAUAUUAAUAUAUAUACAUAUAUCAUUCUCGAAAACUAGGAGGUACUUUGAAGCAUAAGCUGCAUAAUGGAAGACUACAUGAAUGAUUUCAAGAUAUUUUAACAAUUAUCGUCGCAGUAGACUGAUUAGACGAAAAAUGUAAAUUGACAUGAUGCCGUGACGAAACUUUCAGAAUAUUGAACGAUCUUAAGACGUCUUUGAGUAAAUAAAUGUUGAAUGUAACACAGAA